AUGCCUAGGACUGUCGACUGUCGAUGCUGCCAAACUGCUCUCCCACCACGCACGUGCAUGCUCCCCGAAUACACCGUGCAAGUGCAAGAAGCCAAGAUCCCACGACUGGUCCACGCAUGUGCGCGACUGCAGACACGCUUGACAGACAUGGCUGCCAUCGACUCCACACCGCGGGCCGUUGAUCUCGUCCGGUCCGCCUCUCAGAGCUCGACCAUAUCCAACCCACCCAGGAACCGCAGUUUGCAGCCCUCGCCGGAUACGGUCAAGGCAAUGCCGCCACCGGAUCUCCCCAAGAGCCCUACUCCAGCCUCGACAGUGCGAAAGGUCACCAAGUCGACCCAGCAGAUUGUGGGCAGUCUGGUAGCAGCCACGACCACUGCAGACCGGUCCGCCCUUUUCGACGACACCCCAGCCGAAUCCGCAAACGUGCCUGGCAACCUGCAUUUCGCCAGCGACGAGAACGUUCAGGAUGCAUUGCGACAGACGGGUGCUGUGGCACUGGUGAAGCAGCUCGCGGGCGAUCUGGCGCAGCGCGAUGCUCAGAUUACAGCCCUGCGGAGACGGGCCGAGGAGCGGGAGCGGAUGCUGAGGAAGAUGCUCCAAGAGUGCGAAGUCUCCAACAUGGACAUUGAGAACAGGCUGCGCGAACUGGAGAAGAGCAAAGAGCAGGACAAUGGCCUGACAAAGACACGAACCCGGGGCGAUAGUGGGCCCACUGGACUGCACCCGGACGACCCCAUGGAAGACCGGCUCGCGAGGGCCAUGGAAGACGAGCUCGCUGAGCAUCCGGAUGCGCUGGGCAUUGACACGGGCGGUGCGACACCAUUGGCAGAUGUCAUGUCCAUUGACUCUGUCGCGUCCGACGCUCGCGAUACCACAAAGUCAAACUGGAAGAGCUAUAUUUGGACAGGGACGAGCAGGAAGAGCAGCAGAGCACCGUCUGUAGCAAGUCUGGUUGACAGGGAGGCAGAGACUCUAGCAGGGCAUGGCCGGUCGCGUGCAUCUAGCGGAGCGAAACCAGCCCGAAAAGCCCUCGCAAACGAUACCUUUAUACCCCCCGCUGGCGCCAUACCCGCAUUGCGCAGACUCAAUAGUCAAGACGCUUCAGAGACAUCGCCGCGUAGAUCGUCGUCGGUAUCGCUGGCAAGCUGGGCGUUGAAAAUGGUGGCGGGCAACAACCUGAGUCCCAGCAAAUCCAGCAGCAUGCGAGGCCGUCCAUCUCUCGCAUCCGAUGCUGUCGAUCGUGCCCCUUCUGUGGACUCGACCAAGACUGCAAAGUCCGCAAAGUCAUCUUUAGCCAGCACGCAAAGGCGAGGACGAGCCCUGGGUCCGAACGGGACUAUCAAGAGCAUCUCGAUAGAACAGUCCAAAAGCCCGUCUGGCAGUGUUGGUCCAGCUCCACCAACUCGUGGAAUGAGCAACCUUGGCCCUGUUGAGAUGGAUCGUAUCUUGCCUGAAGACUCGCGCCCCCCAACGCUAGUACAGCAGCACAAUCGCUUCGUCGGGAGCAGUGAGUACUUGACCGAUAGAUUCGGCUUCAUUUACGACCAGCGCCGAAAGAAGAGGCAGAGUGAGGCUGCGGCGGAGUUGAUGAAGCAGAAGCGAAGCAGCAAUGUGGAAUCACUAGUCGAUGGCAGGACUGUACUUAACAGCCUCGCAAACGACGAGGACCCCAACGAGGCCAGUCCGGCCGCUGCUGACCAGAAUGACGGUACCACACGUCCGUCCAGCUCAGACUCGGACAAUCAAGCCACCCAGCCAACAAGUAAGACAUGGGCUGAUUAUUUGAAACUCGCCACCCAUCCGACUGAACUGCUUUCACAUACUCCAUCUGCUGCCCCCAUUACAACGGUCGAAACUGCUGAAGGCGAGACGUCUACUUUCAAAAUUGGCCAGAACCAGAUCACCUUGAUGAAGCGAGGAUCUGUGCCAACUACCAGCAUCACCUCUGAACCAUCACCAUCUCGCACCGUUUCGGGUAAUUCGGACAUUUCUCCCGCCAUGGUCUCGCCAGGGCCUGCCACACCUAUCAGCCAAUAUCCACCUUCUAUUGAUCCAGUGCAGUCUCUGCUUGAACAAAUGAGUGAGCUGCAUGAUAACCUCCAAAAAGAGAGGACCAUCAAAUGGAAUGACUUUCUACGUAAAGUACGUGCUCAGAACAAGCGCGAAGGGGAAGUUGCCAGUAUCGCUGAGAAUGGCAAGGGUAAUGCCAUGCCAGAAACCUUCCUUGCGGAUGGUGAAUUGGUAGGCAUUGCAGGCUUGGGCAAUAAGGGUAAGAUUGGGCGUGCAAAAUGGCAGGAAUUUCGACGCCUUGUGCUUGGUGGCAUUCCAGUGAAUAUGCGAGCCGCGAUUUGGGCUGAAGGAAGUGGAGCGUUGCAUUUGCGCACUCCGGGCUAUUAUGAGGAUUUGGUCAAGAAUGGUGAAGACGACCCCACAAUCGCAACCCAGAUCCAGAUGGACAUUACUCGCACACUCACUGACAACAUCUUCUUCCGCACCGGCCCCGGCGUACAAAAGCUUCAGGAGGUACUGCUCGCCUACUCUCGCCGUAACCCAGAGGUUGGAUACUGCCAGGGCAUGAACCUGAUCGCCGCCUGCUUGCUACUUAUCAUGCCCACACCCGAAGACGCAUUCUGGGUACUCACCGCCAUGGUCGAAGAGAUCCUACCCCAGCACUACUACGAUCAGCACCUCCUCACCUCGCGCGCCGACCAAACCGUCCUCCGCUCUUACGUCAGCGAGAUCCUCCCCCGCCUCUCAGCCCACCUCGACGAGCUAGAAAUCGAGCUCGAAGCUCUAACCUUUCAAUGGUUCCUCUCCGUCUUCACCGACUGCCUCUCAGCCGAAGCCCUCUUCCGUGUCUGGGACGUUGUCCUCUGCAUGCACGACGGCUCCACUUUCUUGUUUCAAAUCGCUCUCGCCCUACUCAAGUUGAACGAAAAAGCGCUGCUUCAAUGUGACACACCAGCUGGCGUAUACCACUACAUCAACCACCAAAUGACCAACCAUGCCAUCAGCAUCGACGGCCUCAUCCAAGCCUCCGACGCCCUCGGCCGCGUCAUCAAACGCAAAGACGUAGAAGACCGUCGCGCAAAAGCCGUCGCCCACGAGGAAGAACUCAUGCGCCAACGCGAGGAAGCCCGUCAAGAACGCGCCCAGAAACGGGCAAGCAAAAUCUCAACCGACGACGACGUGCCUGUAACUGCUAUUCCCAUCCCUGCGACUGAGCCAGAAGCCGAAAGCAUAAAGUCCCUCUCUGCUAGCCUCGACGCAGAGUUGUCAAUGCAGACUGGUCCCAUGCGUACGCCGCUUAGUAGCGCGAGUAAGCGCGAGGAAGAAGAGGAAGAAGCUGAGAGUUUGAAUCGCAGUCUCGAGGUUAUGAAUAGGACACCUAUGCCUAUGGAUGAGGAGUUUACGUGGCGUGCUUGA
Messenger RNA from Pyrenophora tritici-repentis Pt-1C-BFP, 3429 nucleotides. NCBI's taxonomy places the organism in Eukaryota, Fungi, Ascomycota, Dothideomycetes, Pleosporales, Pleosporaceae. The record is from RefSeq and is a predicted model, not a curated record.